AACCUGCCAUUGUCGCUCUCUGCUCAUUCACGCUCUUCUUCUAUAUAUCACAGCUCGCAGCUCAAGUCCCUCUCUCGCCCUUUCGCCCUUUCUCGCACUACUUCAAUAUAUAUAGAUGUAUACAAUGUGUGUGCUAUUAUUGUGUUGACUUGCCUCCGAUGACGAUCGAGAACGCCACCGGAAUGUGAGGGCGGCGCCAGCAGGUCGAUCGAGGGACAGGGAGAGGGUGAGAGGCGAGGCCAGGUAGGGUGUCGACGGUCGGACAUGGCUUCUUCUGCCGCUUCCUGCCUGAGCGGCGGCGAGAGGAGACAGUACUGGUGGCUCACCAACCGGAAGGUCGUGGAUAAGUACAUCAGAGACUCGCGGAACCUCAUCGCGACUCGAGAGCAGAGCGAGAUCACCUCGGCGCUGAGUCUCCUCGAUGCUGCGCUCGAGCUAUCGCCUCGGCUCGAGCAAGCUCUCGAGCUGAAGGCGAGAUCCCUGCUCCACCUCAGGCGGUUCAGAGACAUUGCCGAUAUGCUCCAGGAUUACAUCCCGAGCCUCAAAAUGGGGAGUGACGAUUCCUCCUCCUCAUCGUCCGAUGGCUCCUCUCAGCAGCAGUCCAGAGAGCAGGCCACCCUCUUGCCGGGUCGUGACUCGCCGGGGAGCAGGGAGCCGAGUUUGAGGUGCUUCUCUAUUUCGGACCUGAAGAAGAAAGUCAUGGCGGGCUUGACCAGGAGCUGCGACAAGGAAGGGCAAUGGAGGUACUUGGUUCUAGGUCAAGCAUGCUGCCACUUAGGCCUGAUGGAGGAUGCCGUUGCCCUCCUUCAGACAUGGAAACGACUCAACAGCGCCGCUUUUCGCCGUGAAAGCAUCCACUUGUCGGAGGACAGCUUCUCACUAUCCAAUGCCCAAUUCUCGACCGACGUAACCGCAUCUUUGGUUCCUAGCUCCCCACCCAAAGGCCCAUCUGAGUGCGAGUCCAUAAAUCAUCUCCUUGGCCACAUAAAGUUCCUUCUUCGUCGCCAAGCAGCUGCGCUUGCAGCCCUUGAUGCUGGCCUAUAUUCUGAGUCCAUUCGCCACUUUAGCAAAAUCAUAGAUGGACGCUAUGGUGCCCCACAAUGGUUCCUCGCUCAAUGCUACAUGCUACGAGCCACGGCCUUCAAAUCAGCUGGACGGGUUGUAGAGUCUAUUGCUGAUUGCAAUAGAACGCUUGCCCUGAACCCGACCAGCAUUCAAGCCCUAGAAACACGAGCUGUCCUCCUGGAAUCCAUUCGGUGCUUGCCUGAUUGCUUGCACGAUCUCGAGCACCUCAGACUCCUCUACAACACGAUCUUGCGAGACCGGAAACUCCCGGUUCCCGCUUGGAAACAGCAGAACGUGCAUUACAAGGAAAUUCCCAGGAAAUUGGGCGCUCUCACCUCAAAAGUUCAAGAACUGAAGCAAAGGAUGGCAACUGGCGAUACUGGACACAUCGAUUACUAUGCUUUGAUCGGGUUGAGAAGGGGUUGCUCACGUUCAGAGCUGGAGAGGGCUUAUCGGUUGCUUUCUCUUAAGCACAAGCCGAACAGGGCUUUGGAUUUUCUAGAUAAGUGUGAGUUCGAACAGGGUUAUGACUUUGAUUCGAUAAAGGACAGAGCGAAGAUGUCGGGUUUGUUACUCUAUAGGCUGCUCCAGAAGGCAUAUGCCAGUAUCGCGUCUAUUAUAAUGGAUGAGGAAGAGGUCGACAAGCAGAGAAAGAAGGCUGCAGCUGCUUUACAAGCGGAACAAGCAGCAGUUCAAGUGCCAAAAACCCAUGAGCCGAAACCUAAAGCAGAAUCUUCCCUACCAAUCGCCCCAAAAAGAUCAGAAAGUUCUGCUCCUAAACAGAUCAGUUUGACCAGCAACGCGAAGAAAGUAUGUCCUGAUCCUUCGGUUCAUCGGGGAGUCUUCUGCAGGGACAUGGCUGCAGUAGGAAGUUUGUUAGCUCAGGUGGGAUAUAAUCGUCCACUCCCUGUGAAAUAUGCGGCAUUGAGUUGCUAAUCAAAGAGUUCCUGAUGGAGCACAUUCAUGUUCGGUUCGUCAGCUGUGUGCUCGUCAGAAGGCAAAUCUCUAGGGGCUGCCAGAAAAAUUUUGUGAAGCAACUAUCAUGUACAGAGUAAGUUCGGUAUGGGAUAUAAUCUUCAGUAUUGACCCCCCUUAGUUAAUAUAGUCAUAUAAUAUAUAUGAUCAGAGGCUGUACGUUUUCUGGUUGAUUUGUUCCAGAUUUGGAUAAAUUUUGUUGCUAUUUUGCCAUUGGAUAGUCUGGUAAUAGUUCUCACUACAAUCACGUAUACAGUAAACGAUCCAGUAUAUAGAAGCUUAUCGUGCUGGUGUUGUUACAUUUAUA
Molecule: messenger RNA, 2347 nt
Organism: Punica granatum (pomegranate)
Lineage: Eukaryota; Viridiplantae; Streptophyta; Magnoliopsida; Myrtales; Lythraceae
Source: RefSeq, a predicted model, not a curated record